GGCAGCGCAGAUGCGGAGUAAACGGCCGUUGGAGCAAACAGGACUAUAACCGUGACAGGAGUCAGCUACUUCCCCUUUGAGGAAACUAAAGCAGAUCUUUGAUCGGUUCUUCUUCGAACUUUUCCUUCGUUUUCCUGGAAAGUGAACCUGGAUAAAGCCUGGAACUUUCUACCCGCCUGGAAGCUGAAGGGAAAAGGACCAUUCACCCCAAAAUGAAAACUGAGCUGAAGGAGCAGGAUGGCUUUAAACUCUAAACACCUUGGAUCACACUUGUUUUGAUAACCAAUCAUAAAAACCAAACCGAACUUUAAAAAGGGACUAAAAGCCUAGUUUCUGAUUUGGAUCAUAUCCGGACCACAGCCAUCAUGCCGAUCCUCAAGCAGCUGGUGAACAACUCCAGCCAGUCCAAGAGGAGGUCCCGGGGCGACCUGACGGUGGAAAUGAUCAGCGCUCCGAUGGGGGACUUCCGUCACACCAUGCACGUGGGUCGAGGCGGCGACGCCUUCGGAGACACUUCGUUUCUCAGCUCCAGAUCGGGGGAACCUCCGAGGGAACCCCCGACGAAACAGGCCUCGCCAGGUCUCAAACCGGGACUGCUCAGCCGCACCUUCAGAAGCAGCAAGCGCUCCCAUUCUGUCAACCGAGGAGAUAACCUGGGGUACAGUACAGGAAGUCUGCCGUCCGGCUCGACUCAGUUUGUGAAAACCGCCACAUCCCUGCCUUACCUGAAUGAUGACAGUUCCAGCAGGAGCAACGCGCUGCCAAAUAGCGCCUCCAGUCCGAUGAAGACGCUGGCAGAAGCAGAAAAGAAGCCGAUGAACGGCGGGGCAGCUUUGGCUACGAUUGAUCCGGAGCUUGAAGAGCGGAAUUUCGGUGAAAUCAAGGAGCUGCCUCCGUCCAUGCCUAAAAGAAGUGGGAUGAAACACGCAGAGUCCAUAAUGUCCUUCCACAUUGACCUGGGUCCCUCCAUGCUGGGGGACAUCCUGAGCGUGAUGGAGAAGAAGAGCUGGGAAGACGACGACCUCGGCUACGAGGAAGGCAGAGUUAACGAGGAGCACGCGUCGCCGUCCCACAUCCCUCACAUCGACGACGACGACGCAGAGGAGCGGGCUCCUUCCAGACCGCCUCGCGGCGAAUACCAGCUCCAGCAAACGGCCGAAGCGGAUCCACACAUUCCAGAGCUAAACGACAGGAACCACCACAACACGGAUAGCUGCUCCGUGUCCAGCUCCGGCUCAGAAAAACCUCAGUACAACGUCCACGACGCCGACGCCGACAGCGCAAAGUACAGUUCGCCACGCGGGGAGGAUGACUUCACCUUCAUGGAUCAGGAGGACGAUGAGAUCAGAGUUUAGAUUCAGCAGAACUCUGUGCCAUAAAGCAAAAAAAUAA
Cyprinodon variegatus (sheepshead minnow) is the source of this 1392-nucleotide messenger RNA. RefSeq names its product cdc42 effector protein 4-like (gene cdc42ep4b). NCBI's taxonomy places the organism in Eukaryota, Metazoa, Chordata, Actinopteri, Cyprinodontiformes, Cyprinodontidae. The transcript has 2 exons. The record is from RefSeq and is a predicted model, not a curated record. The coding region runs from base 366 to 1355 and encodes 329 amino acids.